Messenger RNA from Triplophysa dalaica, 4356 nucleotides. Its product is annotated as kelch repeat and BTB domain-containing protein 11. Gene Ontology annotation, molecular function: protein binding. Bases 636 to 2696 code for a protein of 686 amino acids. The transcript is spliced from 2 exons. Lineage: Eukaryota; Metazoa; Chordata; Actinopteri; Cypriniformes; Nemacheilidae. The record is from RefSeq and is a predicted model, not a curated record.
UUUGAGCAGCAGGUCUGAUGCAUAGGUUAGAGGGUGAAUACAAACGGGGGUGUGGUUUGGAUCAAUAACCAGCCCAGUUUACGGUAAAAUCAUAAUACUGCAAACCACUCCGAGGGUGGAGAGUGUCGUUAGAUCUGAGGCACACGGUCGGUUUAGCGGAAAUUAUUCCUGUGAGGAGACGAUUCACGCGCUUUAAUGAAACGAUGGCAUUUUGUGGACUGUGAUUCUUCAGUCGACGCUUUCAAACACGCGCAGGAGAACGAGAAGUUCACGCUUAACUGGCUAUUACAAAAUGGGAUGGAUUGUGCAAAUGUUAAAUUCCACGAGUGGCCAAAUGAUUUGAAUUUCAUUGCCACAUGUAGCUUAACCUUAACGUUAUAGACUCCCUACAUCGGGCUGUAUUAGAUCUGACUGACUUGACGUUAACGUUACAUAAGAGCGCUUUGUGUGAGACAGCAAGCAAACAGAAAUCCUGCGUUUAACACCGCACUAGAAGUUCCUUCAAUAACUAUCAUCUGCCAGUCAUUCCUGAGGCCCUCGUUGGAUUAAAUUGUCAGCAUCAAAAGAGCAGUUUCUUUAUUGGUCUAAUAGCACUGAAUGAUUGACCGUAGAGAGCAUACUGCAACUACAGCAAGAUGAACAACAAUCUGCAAGACAGAAGCAUGUUCACAGUACAAGCAGAUGUCAUAUUUCACGCUGCAAACUCUCCAGAACCAAGUCUUCCUUCUGAAGGGAACAACAAUGUCCCAGCCAUGGGGAAAAUGGGAAUACAACAGGGUGUGUGGGAUACAUCCGAGUCAGGGGGUUCGACUGCAGUAACAGGUGCAGAAUACUCACAAGAUGCUGUCUCCAGCGACAGUGGAUUUCAGGAGCACAUUCAGGCUGUGGAUUCAUCUAAAGCACAACACUCUGACCUCCGUUUGAGAAAUAUAAGUGAACAUUCAUGUCAAGGAAGUAUUAAAGAAACAAAUGGAGCCAAAGUAAUGGGAACCUCUCUGUGUUUCAGUACACAGAACAAAGAUGAAAUAGAUAAAUUAUCCAGUGUUCUCAGAGACAAUGAAGUUGUUCGGAGUCGGUUAGACAAUAAAAAUGUCAACUCCAGGUCAGCUGACAGAAAUAAUUCCUACACGAGCUCCCAGGAAACAAGGCCGUAUGAACAAACGUUGGGUUGCCUUCUGAGUUCCUCUGAAGGAGCGAAUCAGACUCAUCACAGAACAUCCUUCGGACAGACAGGCCUGGAAUCAAGUCAAGGACAAAAGCUUAGUGGAUCUGCUAUAAGAGAGGCUCUCUCAGCGAAAGAAGAGCCCAAUUUAGUCAUCGAAGUGGGUGGACAGAAAAUACAAGCACACAAGUCAGUACUGGCUGAGAAAAGUGAUUAUUUUAAAGCCAGGCUUUCCCGAGACAUUCUGAAGGUGAAAGGAAUGAGCUAUAAAACCUUAUCCGUGCUUAUAGAUUAUGUUUAUUCCUCCCAGAUGAAUGUAAACAAAGACAACGUCGUGGAAGUCAUCGCAGGGGCAAAGAUUCUGCAAAUGCCCUGUGCGGUGCAAGCCGCAAUCGACACCGUAUCCGCGCAGAUCACUCCGGAGAACUGCUAUGAGAUUCUUACCAUCGCCAAAAAGCAGCGAUUAAAUGAACUGAAAGAAACAGCUUAUCGGUUCAUGAGCGACAACUUUCUCCAAGUCCUAAGAGAUCCUGCCGUUUACGGCCGCCUCACGGGCUCGGAGAGAGAUCUCAUCCUGCGCAAACGAAUGGAGAACCGCAAGUGUCUGAUGGUGGCGGAAAUAAACGACGUGUUUGAGUGGGUGGGGAGCAGACCGCCCAGCAGGAACAGCAGCCGACCCCAGAGCCCCCUCUCCAUCACGUCCUUUGAGGACAAUCAUAUGAUCUACUACUACAACAAGAGCACUAAGGACUGGCACACCCUGACCGUCAUGCCAGACGACAUCAACACAAAAGGCUGUGGUAUAUGCACAAUGUACAAUUACUUGUUUGUGGCUGGUGGAAUCAGGGGAACUGGAGAGAAAAGCAAAGUUUCCGAUAAAGUGUUUUGCUACAAUCCCAUCACGGACCGCUGGAGCGAGGUCCGACCCAUGAGCCAAGCACGAUCGCAACUCAAACUCGUCUCAAUGGACGGUCAUCUAUACGCUAUCGGUGGUGAAUGUCUCUUUACGGUUGAGAAGUACGACCCUCGCAUGGACCGCUGGACUGCGGUGGCUCCUCUGCCCAAAGGAGCCUUCGCGGUGGCUCACGAAGCCACUACCUGCAACGGCGAGCUGUACAUCUCGGGAGGGUCUCUGUUUUAUCGGCUGCUGAAAUAUGACCCUAAGAGAGAUGAAUGGCAGGAAUGUCCUUACAACAACAGCAGGAAAAAAUCCACAGACAUGGUGGCCCUCAAGAGCUUCAUCUACCGAUUCGACGUUAACCGCGAGCAGGGCAUCAGCGUCUUCAAGUACAACACUAUUGUAAAGAUGUGGCACGACUGCGCUUCCCAACAGCAAGGCUGCACGCUGCCGUUUCGCUGUGCCGUCAUCGAUAACUGCAUCUACUGUGUGAAUAAAUCUCAGACACUUCAGUUCAUUGUCGAGGAUGAUGGGGGUCGAUUCAAAGAAGAGACUCUUAAAGCACCCGUGGAGGCCAAAGGCGUCUUAUUCCCAUUUAUUCUCAGUUUGCCUGAGAGAGGCGGAAGAUUUAUGUGACAUCCCAUGGUUGACCGUUCUGUGUUUCUCUAGACGUGGUGAAACAGAAUGCCUGAUCAAUAUGUAUAGAUUAAGUUUAAACUACAGAGAAGUUCAAUGUGUCAGCUCAGUUUGAUACUGGAAUGUUUUCUUUGCAUGGGAAGAACAAACUGAUGUUUGGCACCUUGGUACCAAACCUCCACAAUCCAACUUUGGAAGAUGAAGAACAUCAUGUAUACAUAGCUUAUUUGUGCAGCCUCUUCUGUCAUUUGUUUUGUGCACUUUUGGAUUUGGGUGAAACUGGAAUUAGCAAAAAAGAAAAAAAAGUUAUAAAUGGAGAUAGCACAAACGAACAACUGAAGCACAUGAUGUUAUAAUGUGACCCUGUUUUCUUAACAACAGAUUCUAUGCAAGUAGAUUUUGUAAAAGUUAAUUAUGAAAUAAAUUUGGAACCACUUAGAGAAGCAUAAAAGAACAGGCAACUUUGACACAACUGGGUCAGUAAAUACCGGCUAUGAAGCAGCUAAAGAAGCCAUUACAUUAGAGUAACAUUAGGGAAACAUCAUAAGCACAAAGCACUUAACUUCUAUUCCUGCUGCUGUCAGAGAUAGUACUGGAUCACAAUUUAAUACUACAGUUUACUAUAUUUGAGAGGGACUAUAAAAGCACUUUUAUUAGGCAGUCUAGAAGGCAAAAAUCACAGAGGGUCUGUUCCUCAGUUUGGAGUCAUUGCCAAAGAUAAAACCUUAAGAAAACAUUCAAUUACAUUUUCAUAACCUAUACAUAAUUUCCAUCAACCAUGAAUGUUAUUUAAGAUUUCUGCCUGUUUAAUCCCAAAUACAAUUUAAAAUGUUUAUUGCUGAAAAACACAUGGUCAAGCGUUUCAGAUAUUUAAGGAUUGUUAAAGUGAAUGGCACAGAAUCCUUAUAGUCUUAUCAAUUUAGGGUAUCAAUUUAGAAACCAUACAAAUCAGAUAGAUACUGUCAUGUUGACCAAAAACAUGUAUCGUCACAUUGUGUCCUUUGCUUGUCAUAAUGCUUCAAAACAGCAUGUCAAAGUGUUUCAAUAAGACAUUUCUUAACACUCUUUUGCCCAAGCUUUUUCUAAGCCAGUGAGAUUCAUUCAUAAUGUAUUGAGGUUUCUUUAAAUUUCAGUUCUCUAAAACAUGUUUUAAUUCUGUUUCAAUUCACUCAUUCAUUAAUGAAAUAUGAAUACAGGCUUGAAUGUUGCGUUAUUAUAAAUGUGAACUUUUUUUACUUCAAGUACUUGAAUUGCCCCACUGUGCUUUACUCACUUUUAACCAACCCCGACAAACAUCACACCAUUCUAGUAAACAUCUCGGAGAUCACAAAUGACAGUAAAUCUCCAGCAGCAAUGAUUCCUGUACUUGCUACAGUACAGCAGUAUAAUCUUUGUGAUGUUUUUAUUUCAUGCCUGAGUGCUUCUAAGUAAAGAUUUUUCCAGUUGUCAGAUAUUCACCUGAGAUUGGGAUAUUGUUGCAAGGCGACUGAAGUGUGUUGUAAUGCUGAUCAUAUGGGUGGGACACUGCUUGCUUAGUGACGUGUACAAGACUAAUAUGCUGUUGAAAGAAAUUGCUUGAUUGUUUUACUUUUUCAUUGGCUCUGUCGGUUUAACAUCUAACAAACUAAUGUGUCUGUGUUUACAAUAAAGUGGUUUUUAA